AUGAACUCCAUCGAUCCUGAGUCCCAUCACCAGCACCACCAACACCACCACCAUCACCACACCUCCCCUACCGUCGGCUCUCUACCACCAAAAGGCGCCCAGGAGGCCCCGGACAUGGCAGCUGUCUACUGCGACAACUUCAGCAGCAUGUACCACCAGCAGAGUCUCCAAGGCGCGCAGAGACCAGCCGGUUACGGCCUCGGAGAUUACGCAUCGUCUCCAAACCCGUACCUGUGGCUCAACGGACCGGGCGUAAACUCCUCCGCGUCCUACCUGCACGGCAACAACCCUGCGUCGUUCAUCCCGCCCUCCUACGGCUCGCAGCGGCAGUUCAUAACAAACUCACCUGGUUUCGGCGGGCCCGACCUAGGCUGGCUGUCCAUCGCCAGUCAGGAGGAGCUGCUGAAGCUGGUGCGUCCGCCUUACUCCUACUCUGCCCUCAUCGCCAUGGCCAUCCAGAAUGCGCACGAGAAGAAGCUGACCCUGAGCCAGAUUUACCAGUACGUCGCCGACAACUUCCCCUUUUAUAAGAAGAGCAAAGCCGGCUGGCAGAACUCGAUCAGACACAACCUGUCUCUGAACGACUGCUUCAAGAAAGUGCCGAGGGACGAGGACGAUCCAGGUAAAGGAAACUACUGGACGUUGGACCCAAACUGUGAAAAGAUGUUUGACAAUGGAAACUUUCGCAGGAAAAGGAAAAGACGGUCAGAUCCCAGCAGUGCAGGUGGAGCAGCCGCAGCGGCAACAGGGGCCACGAAAGUUGAGGAUGGCAGGCCUGCGAUGGCUGCCUCGCUGAAGCCCUCAGAGAGCCCUCAGCUCAUGGGGCCGUCGUCCCCGGAGAUGGAGGCGAUGAACGAGAACCAAAAGAGUUCAACGGUGUCCUCUUCACCACCUGGACUGGCCUCAGCCGCUCCGUGUUUUAAUAACUUUUACAGCAGCAUGUCGACGCUCAGCUCGGGGGCCCCCAACCGGCAGGGCUCCCUGGGACUGGUGAACGAGCUGUCGAACAGGAACAUUACGGCCCUGAGCCCGUACCACCCCAACCACGGUGGGCAGGAUACGGGAGCGUCGGAGCACGGUGAGGGCUUGCAUUUCAACCGUGGAAUGUACUACAACACGUUUGGCAGCGGGCAGAGCGGACAGUUCAACAGCCACUUCUACAACAGCUUCAGUGUCAACAGUUUGAUUUAUCCCAGGGAGGGGACCGAGCUAUAG
Messenger RNA from Scomber scombrus (Atlantic mackerel), 1215 nucleotides. It is a transcript of the gene foxi2, whose product is annotated as forkhead box I2. NCBI's taxonomy places the organism in Eukaryota, Metazoa, Chordata, Actinopteri, Scombriformes, Scombridae. Gene Ontology annotation, biological process: anatomical structure morphogenesis; cell differentiation; regulation of transcription by RNA polymerase II. The record is from RefSeq and is a predicted model, not a curated record. Bases 1 to 1215 code for a protein of 404 amino acids. The transcript has 2 exons. Gene Ontology annotation, molecular function: RNA polymerase II cis-regulatory region sequence-specific DNA binding; DNA-binding transcription factor activity, RNA polymerase II-specific.